AUCAACAAGGAGAACAUGGAGAGGGCUCUGAGCCCCGAGAUCCUGUCAUCUGACCUGGCUCUCUACUUGAUGCCGUUCAGACAAGCCCACAUUGACACUGGAAAGGCCGUCCACCUCGCUGAGUCUAAAGGCAUCCCCAUCAAUAAUCUCAGCCUGGAUGACCUGAAGAGCAUCAGCCCCCUGUUUGGCAGCGACGUCUCCCAGGUCUUCAACUUCUUCAACAGUGUGGAGCAGUACACGGCCAUGGGUGGCACUGCCAAGAGCAGCGUGAGCGCCCAGAUCGAUCACCUGAGGGAGCUGCUCAAGAGGCUGAAGGAACAGGCUUAGAGUGUGGGGAGAGAUCCCGUGGAUGCAGCGUUGUGCCUAUAUCACUAAUCUGGAGUUAAUAAACACUGUGGUGUAUGUAGUUCACUGAAA
Nestor notabilis (Kea) is the source of this 417-nucleotide messenger RNA. RefSeq names its product argininosuccinate lyase (gene ASL). The transcript is spliced from 3 exons. Gene Ontology annotation, molecular function: argininosuccinate lyase activity. Lineage: Eukaryota; Metazoa; Chordata; Aves; Psittaciformes; Psittacidae. The annotation marks the transcript as partial. Gene Ontology annotation, cellular component: cytosol. The record is from RefSeq and is a predicted model, not a curated record.